GCCCAAAGGGGUGUAUGGGGGUGUGGGGGGAGUAUUGGGGCAGCUAAAGCCUUUCCAGGUCUACUACUACGUUAGUAACGUCGCGGCCGCCGAGCAGCACGCACGAAUGGCGCGCAAGGGAUCGCGCGUGCGCUUUUCGAUUUUUUUUAAACCAUAUAAGUAAACAAAAAAAUAUUUAAUUAUACAAAAUAAUAAAUAAAUUUAUGUUCAGUGAAAGUCUAAAUAAGUCAAUUAUGUACGUAAGUGUUAACAAGAGAUAAAAAAAGUCGAUACAUAUCAUAGUUAAGUAGAGAAAUAUAUAUUCAAUUAUUAUUUAAAAAAAGUGUAAUGUGAAAUAAUUAUCCGAUGACUGAAGACAAGGACAGUUGCAAUGACAGCGAUAAUAAGAAAGAGAGGGACAAAGAAAAAGAGGAGAACCAUUUACAAAUGCAAACACAAGUGGUUCCCAUGAAUUGGUUGUUACUGAUUUGUUUAAUGUUAGCAAAUGUGCAGGCGUUCGGUGCGAUCUUUGUAAAAUUAUAUGUAACUUUCGCGGGUUUUUUCACAAAAGUGCAUGCUAGGGGUAAUUUUAGGUCAAUGUUGAAGUUUAAUUGUGGAAUAUGGGUUGUGGCAAGUGUGGUGUUGCUGGCUUCGUGGGUGGAUGGGAGCGAGUUUCCGGAGAGGGAGUGCUGCGAUCCCAUCUAUCCUCCAAAUACUGCUACAACAGCGGCAGCACCGGUCACUCCACCAAUCAACAAAAUUUCAGGGCCUGGCAUAAAAGGCACGAUGGCCAUCCUGAACUGUCUGCUCGCCCGACAACUGUGCUUCGAAGACGCUUCCUGCUCCGCCAUCUUGGAAAUUAUACCGCGUGUCUGUGGAUCUGAACUUGUUGCGUGCUCAACGGUGACUGUGACGAAGUGCCAGGCUGCUCUCAAGACCCUGCAAGCGUUUCCGUUCUUCAAGCCGACCUGUCUCUGUCGCGAGCCGAACGUCGAUCCUGAAUGUAAUUCCUUCCGCGACUUCCUUUUUGACCACCCUUGCGUCUUCGUUAUGAAGAAAGAAAAGGACCCGUACCCUGUCGAGACCCUGCCGACCUGCAACUACGCGCUGAGUGUGUGCCACAACGAGAAAGCCUGCUCCGUACUCUUCGACCGGUUCAAGAACGCUUGCAAGACUCGGGACGGGGAAUGUCGUAUGGAUGACAGAGAAGCCUGCCGUGAAGCCUGGUCUGGGUUACGCUUGUCCCCACUCUUCGGUUGCAUCUGCCCAAACACCCACAUGAAGAAGCGCUGCGACCGCAUCUUCGCCAUCGUCAACCAUAACCCGUGUGUUGUAAAGCUGAUGUCGGACGGACGGAUCGCGAAUCUUACCGGAUCUGAUGCGACGUCAUGGAUCGGCGCUAUGUCCAUAACACGGGACGCAAACCUGAUCGCACCGGACAAAAUAAUGACGCACGUGCAUCGAUACGCAAGCCCGCACUACAACCCCCACGGGCACCAUUACCAUCGGCGGAACCAUGAGCCGGGGGGGAGUGAAGACCCUCUCUACGCCACCAAGACAGUCUUCGGAGAUGGAUACAUUGAUGAAAACCAGAGGAUUGGCAAGGAAAACGGUAAAGCAGGUGAUGAGAAGGUGGCGCUGCAGUCGACCUGUCACGUGGCUCUGGACUCGUGCAUCAAGGAUGCCGAGUGCAUGACGUCACUGACACCCGUGCUGCAGAAGUGUCACGCCGUGGAAUGCGACAGGGAAGGGUGCAUGGCUGCGUUGAGAGGAUUCUACAGAAAACCAGGAGUGGAGUGGAACACUGAAAUCGCUUUCUGUCUUUGCAAGAAAACCGACAACCGAGAGGACUCGUGCAUGAAUGCCCAAGAGCGUCUUCAUCCGAUGUGUGCCCAGCGCCCAGCAGUGGGCACCCCGCUGCCAGCUUGCCACAUCCUCGCACACGCAUGCCGUGAAGAUCCAGAAUGCAGAAUUCGCUUAGAGAACUACGAGCAGUGGUGCGCGGUGGACGCCGUGACCCAAGGAUGCGCUGGCUCACCCGCCGCGUGCAGGGCAGCCGUCGUGGCCGUCCUCGGCACCCAGCUCCGAGCAGCAUGCGCCUGCCGCGGCACAGACUUCGCACAACUGUACGACUGUCUCGGCUGGCAGAGACUGCUGUGGCUCAAUCCUUGUGUUGUGGAGUCCCAAAGCGAUUACCACAUCAAAACCUACGGUUCGUUGCUCACUACCACCCAAUUCGAUAAUGGCAUCAGCUACAUGACCGUCCCACCGGAGCCUUCAGUUUACCAUCAUACUACGAUCCACCAGCACCGUCAUACUACACACCAUGGAACACCACGCGCUGAUAACAUGCAGGUGAACCGGGAGCCUAUAGGUCCAAAGACAACCAUGUCCGAACAAACCGUCGGCCCUAUUGAGGUAGAACAAAUCUCCGAGCCAGUGCUAGAGACCACCGCUGAUACGACCACGUCGACUUCCACCACAACUACCACGACGACUACCACCACUACGACCACCACGACCACAACUACAACGACCCCACGACCGACCACCACCUUAGAACCGACCAAGUAUUGUGUGGUGAAAAAACCGGAGAGCGAUGAUCAGGCGCAGUAUAUUAAGAUGGGAGAAACUAGACGGUUGUACCGUUCAGCAGAACUAGCUGAGUGUACAGACCUUUGUGUCUGCGAGUCCUCACUGCAGGUGUCUUGCAAGGUGGCAUGCGUGCCCCGUGCCCCUUGUUCAUCCCGUCUCGCUCACUACUCACACGCAGCGCCAGCGUACCAGGCAUACAGAGGACGCUGCUACUGUUAUUCUGGGUCUUUUAUCUGCAUGAGACCAAACCCAGGAGAAUACAAGCUUCCUGAAGGCGUGUACCUCUUACUCGGGUUCAGCGCAGUCGAUGAAGCUCUACUCCGGCCCCACACAGGCCUUGGUGCCGAAGAUGCCGUCCGUCUUUUGCAGCAAUAUCUAAAUGGGGUACAUAGUGAAGGAACGAACUGUACCCUGACGUUAUUCAAUAUCAGCAACGAGAAUGUCAUUAUCUCUGCCAGCGUGCCGCCUCGUGAGCAGGAGAUGCUCAGAGACGCCGGCGAGGCACUCCUCGAUAGAGAAAAGGAGGAAUGCAUCGACGUCCUCAAAGUGAUAAAGACACGCAUCAACUCACAAAAUGAAGACAUCUCGUCGCAUUUACUCUUGUCUAUCUUCAAGAUCGCCGAAGUGGACGUCAUUUACCCUACACCUCCCAGCUCCGCUUUCACCCCUCACCGUCCCAUCACCUUCCUUUACAUUCUCAUCAUCCUUAUCACCCUCGUGUACAAUCUCCCGUUCUCUCUCCCCAAUUCUAACCAGAAUAUCGUCAAUUCAAUUUCGAAUUUACUGAGCGACACCGCUAAAUCUAUAUCCUUACACGUUGUUCCUUAUGUUACUGAGAGAUAUAUUUUGAAAAGCAUCAAUUUUGUAUCUAUUUACGAUGAAUUUAUAAAUAAUGUAGCAUAUGUUGUUCAUAAUGAUACUAGGCACGACGCACUCGCUUUAGGUGACGCACAAAAACCUAUCACAAACGAUAUUAAUGUAGUUAUAAGUGUAAUAGAUGUAAAUAAUCGUAAGGAAAUGAUACAUAUCAUAAAAGCUGUGAGUACUACAAUAUUUACUAAUUUUAAUGAACUUGUUGCCGGUGCAAUUAUACUUAAAUAUUUUUCUAGACAUGUGUAUUACGAAAUUGGAUGUACUAUAAAUACGAAGCUUUUUGAUGAUUUCCGUUUUGAAAAUAUCGCGUCCUCUUCUUAUGGGAUUGUGGAAUCCACUAGCUUAGGACUGACUCUAGCAGUAGUAUAAAGACUGAGACGUUAACUGAACAUAUCAUAGUUAAUUGUAUUCCGUUUUGUUCUCGACUAGUAGGUACUGGUGCUUGUAGUGGAUCUUAAAGGCUGGGUUUUGUAAAUAAGUGUAUUACGCCUUUUACACUAUUAGAUUUUUCGUUUAUAUCUAUCGUUAGGUUUCUUAGCACAGGCACAGAUCAUUAGGCUAUAAAAUCUAGUAGGGCG
Messenger RNA from Galleria mellonella (greater wax moth), 4025 nucleotides. RefSeq lists its product as uncharacterized. The record is from RefSeq and is a predicted model, not a curated record. Lineage: Eukaryota; Metazoa; Arthropoda; Insecta; Lepidoptera; Pyralidae. The transcript is spliced from 16 exons. Gene Ontology annotation, molecular function: signaling receptor activity. Bases 346 to 3816 code for a protein of 1156 amino acids. Gene Ontology annotation, biological process: nervous system development. Gene Ontology annotation, cellular component: signaling receptor complex; external side of plasma membrane.